Messenger RNA from Culex quinquefasciatus (southern house mosquito), 3935 nucleotides. RefSeq names its product F-actin-uncapping protein LRRC16A (gene LRR). Gene Ontology annotation, cellular component: lamellipodium; plasma membrane. The coding region runs from base 200 to 3922 and encodes 1240 amino acids. Gene Ontology annotation, molecular function: protein binding. Gene Ontology annotation, biological process: regulation of Arp2/3 complex-mediated actin nucleation; cell migration. NCBI's taxonomy places the organism in Eukaryota, Metazoa, Arthropoda, Insecta, Diptera, Culicidae. The transcript has 18 exons. The record is from RefSeq and is a predicted model, not a curated record.
CUCCAGUGAUGUUUUGACGAUUGCAAAUUGGAAGAUAAAACUCAGUUGCCACACAAACUCAACCCCCUUUUUGAUACGGAAAAUUUGGAUAUUUUAAAAGAAAAACACUGUAUUCUGAUAUGUGUUCAUAAGUUACACUAACGCUUCUUCAAAUUUAUAAACAGUAUUAUACUUAAAAGUUAAAGAAAAGCUAACAACAAUGUCGACCAGAUCGCAUUUGACAAAAGAUUUGAACGAGAGUGUAAAAACAAUUCUGGGGCGGAAUGUUAAGAUUUUGGUGAAGUAUAUGGUGAAAUUGGAAACAAAAAGUGAUAAAUUUGAAAACAGAAUGUUGGUUUUGACACCCGUACGCGUUUAUUUGUUCACAGCUAAAGUCCCCACCAGGAUUGAUAGCAAUUUUCACUACCUUGACAUACAUACAAUCGACAGUAAAGAUCCAACACACUUCUCUAUUUCAACAUUAGACAAAACGUAUGUGUUUUCUAGUAUCGGAGAUGCAGGAAAUUUAAGUUCGAAUGCGGACGUUAUCCUUACUGAUUUGUCUUCUGCUAUCAAGCAAAUUUUUCCAACAGUGCCACUGAAAUAUAUUAUUAAAAAGAUUGAAGUGAAUCCCAUAGAACGUGCAUCAAUUUUUUCCGAUGAACUUCGCCCUUCCGACCCACGAAACGUUGGACCAUGCGGCGGGUUUAGCGUCCAAUAUUUUUGCAUGUGUGAUUACCACGGCGUUCAGUACCGUGAGGAGGUGGCAUGGGAUGUUGACACAAUUUAUCUAUCGCAUGAUAAUCGAGUGCUUAAUUUGCACGAUUUUGAUCAUCUGGAACAAAAAGAUUUAAUGGCAAUUAUAUCGGCACUUGAGUAUAAUACAUUUUUCCGAGGAAUUAAAAUAACAAAUACACGCAUGUCGACUGAAACUUUGGAAAGAAUAUUACAUGUGCUAAAACGUUCCAUGUGGCUCGAGGAAAUGCACUUGGAGGCGCUUGGAUUGCGAUCCGACUUUAUUCAUAAGUUUUCUUUUUCUGUGAUAUCGAACAUAAAUCCCGCUCUUCGUUCUAUUGAUUUGAGCCACAAUCUUGUUGAAGACAAGGGUGCUACUAACUUAGCGGGCCCAAUUGCUAAAAUAUCCAAAGGUUUGUCUAAACUUAAACUCUCGCACUGUGGCUUGACAUCGAAGGGAGUUAACCAGCUUGCUCAAUCGUUAUCCCAAAAUCAAAACAUUUCCAACUCAUUAACGUUUCUUGAUCUAAGUGGAAAUAAUUUAAAGGAUGAUAUUACGCACCUUUACAACUUUCUGGCACAACCAAAUGUGAUAGAACAUCUAGACAUUUCAAAAACUGAUACAACAUUAGAAAGCCUUUUUGGUGCUUUACUUCGUGGGUGCUCCACUCAUUUACUUCAUCUUAAUGUUUCAAACAAUAUGUUUGGCACAAAGAAAGGGAAGGAAAUUCCACCGUCAUUUAAACAGUUCUUCACCAGCAGUCUUAGCUUGAAACAUUUGAAUAUUGCCAACUGUAAGCUUCCUCUAGAAGCGCUUAAGCAUUUACUUUUGGGUCUAGCGUGCAACGAAUCGACCGCCGGUCUUUAUCUGGACCUCAGCGGGAAUUCCCUUGGUGCCCAAGGUGCCCAUGUUUUAGAGUCGUGUAUUCACGGAGUUAGAGUAUUGUCAAGCUUAGACAUAGGUGAUAAUAAUCUUGAUUUCGAAAUGGCUUCCGUUCUAACUGCCAUAGGGAGAAAUCCCUCGAUUAGAGUAUUACGUAUGAGCAAAUGCUUCGUAGGAUUAAAAUUGAAGCACAUCGCCACUGUUAUGGAUGCUCUGGUGAAUUUAAUCCAGAAAGAUGAUUUCCAAUUACAAGAGUUAGUUUUGUCGGAGAAUAAGCUGAAGCACGACCUACACAACUUCAUCAAUGCAUUAGGAAGCAACCAAAGUCUUCAAAUUCUAGAUAUAACAGGAAACUUGAUGGGUGACAUAGGAGCCCGACUCUUGGCGAAAGCAUUACAAAUUAAUAACCGUUUAAGAAUUAUUUCCUUAGAUCGCAAUAAUAUAACUCUUCAAGGAUAUUCAGAUAUAGUAUAUGGAUUAGAGCACAAUUACUCGAUGCGGAACAUUCCAUUUCCAUUAUUUGACGUUGCUGCUUGUCUGAAGCAGCAUCCGGAUCGCACAGACAUUCUUAUGCGAAAAAUGCAGGACAUUUUGCUCCGUAACGGAAGUGGACUACAGCGAGGAAAUGGACAAGGAUUCAGAUUGCAACAUGGCUUUCUCCUUUCAUCUACACACCAAAUUAUGGAUAAAUUAGUCUCAGAAACUCAAGAAAUCAUGUCACAUAAACAGUGCUCUCUCGACAACGGAUUGACUCGGCUGCUGGAAGACGCUGAAAAUUGCAAACAAUUAUUGCCAAAACUACAGGAAGUCGCUCGAUGCGAACCUCAUCCCAUUGAAUCCCGGCUGGGAAAGAUCAAAGAAGAACUGAUUUUGUAUAUAAAAAUGUAUUUACAGGACAUGAUGGAAACGAUGCUGCGUACAGGCGUUGAUCAAUGUCCUCUAACUCUCGCUAAUCAAAUUGUGCUGGCAGAACUCCGAAAGAGCUGUGAGGAAAAGCUAAAGAUAUCAGAAGACUUUUUGCAAAACAGUUUGUCAAAUAAUUCCAGUGGUGAAAUUAUGUUUGGUGUUAGCGAAGCAGAACAAGCCUUGGCAAUCUUGAUUUCAGAUCGAGCAACGGAUGAAGUCUUAGAUGCCUUAACCCGCUAUAAAAGAGGCUUAGGUAUUUCAGACUCUCCCCACAGCUAUGCGAACAGUAUUCAGACCCCUGAGACUCCAAGAAGCAGAUCUAGUCAAGGUUCGGACCAUCUAGCACAGUUUGAUACAACUGGUCUUGACCUUCCAAAAUUAGGAUUAGAUUCUCCUACCAAAUUGGAAUAUCUAAAUCUUGCAACACCACAACUUCAAACCAAACGACGCUCAUUGGCGCGGAAAGUUCGCCCUCAGUCUGUCGUUGGGCUCGGUAUUGAGAACCUUAGUUUGACAAACAUUCCUGAUUGCGCGGAAAAACAUUCCCCGGAAGAAAAUUCGAUCGCAAACAGUACGAAAGAAUCGUCCAUUUGGUCAGCUAAAAAGAUCGAAUGUGAUAGCAUUACCGAGCUUCCUAGUCAGUCUCUCACGCUCCAACAUUUAGUCAAGAGCCGCCCAAAGCGAGCAAAAACUCAUACAUCGAAGAAAAUCGUAAGAACGACAGAUGCGGCCACGAUCGGAGUUAACGAUGGAAUAGAUACAUUUUUUCGUUCCGGCACUGAAACUCCUUCAACUUUGACACCGUUGGUGUCACCGACCUCCGAGGAAUGCAGUUCAUUAUCGUUUGUCGAUAGCCCUACACUUAGUCGUGAUGACGGUGGUCGUUUUAGCAAUAUGUCAUCUGGCGAAAUAACUCCAGUUUUGGAAGACCAGCGAUCGGUCCGGCUGGAUAAGGUAUCUCCACUUAUAAAGAACUCCUACUGGGCGCUGCGAUCCAAGUCAUCGGACAAUCUGGAAAAAGACACACCAUUGAUCAAAAAACCAUCACCGCUGGCUAAAAACAAUGUGAAAAAUGUUAAAGAACCCUCAACUGCCAAGGCUGAACACAUAAAAACAACUGAGUAUAGUGAACGUAAAGAUAAGUUGCAAACGUCAGAUUUUUUCAAGAGUCUUAAUUGUGAUCAGCAGGACAAAGGCCAUGCAAUUAUGAAGGCCAAACCUCGGCCAUGGUCGGUACUAGGCCAUGAAUCCGAAAAUGAGUUUGGAUGCAACGAACUAAGUAAUCUAGAAGAUGAUUCAAUAGACGACGAUGGGGAUGUUGUAUUAAUUUCCGGACAAACUCCUGGUGGGUCCAUUGUUGGAAUAACACCUGGUGCCAUCUCUUGUUUUGGAAAUAAUUCAAUAAAUCCAAAACCCUAAUUUUAAAACAUGA